UCGGUAAACAGAGGAUCCCGACUUCCCACCACUUAUCCGUCGUCGCCUUCCUCGUACAAAAAAACAGAAUUUCUCAAUCUUAAUUGCUAGGGUUUCUCUUUAUAUCCCUCUCUGCCUUUGUGCAUACGCUUCCCACCGACUUCCUUUUAAUCUGUACUGAUAUCAUAAUUGAGAGUAAUUUUUUUUAUUUUCGAUUGCCGAUUCCGGAUUUUCUUGUUGCUACAGUUAAAUUCUUGCGACUCUGAUCGGUAAAAGGAUGCCACCGAGAUCGACGAAGAAAACUCCGCCGGGGCCGGGGAGCAAGAGAGCACUGCGGGGACGAGCGACUGCGGCGGCGGAGAAUGCUCAGGCACAGGCCGUGCCCGAGGAACCAAUUGUGAAAAUGGAGGAGAUUUCCGGAAGAGAGAUGGAGCAGAAGGCAAGCGCUGAGGAUAAAGUUGCUCUAGAGACCGUACUGACCUCUGUGAAGAAGGAUGGAGAUCCUAAAGAGUCCAUAGAUGAGUAUGAGAAAGAUGAGCGGUUAGACUUGGAGGAUAAUGAUCCUGAAUAUGAACCUGAAGAGUACUGUGGUGUUGAUUACGAUGACAAGGAAAUUGAGCCAGACACUCAUGAAUAUGUAGGUGAAUUGGAGGAAGACGAUCCUGAAGAAUUGGAUGUUGGUAAAGAAGAUGGUGAUGUGGUCGAGGAGGAGUUUGAUAGUAUCCAUGAAGAGAUUGAAAAUGAGGAAGAUUAUGAGCAUGUAGGGCAGGAGCAAUCUGAGAUGGGUUAUGCUGAGGAAGAAGAACAUCACGAAGUAUUCAAAGAGAGACGUAAGCGGAAGGAAUUUGAAAUUUUCGUUGGUGGAUUGGAUAAGAAUGCUACUGAGGCUGACCUCAGGGAAGUUUUCAGUAAAGUUGGUGAGGUUACUGAAGUCAGACUUAUGAUGAAUCCACAAACACAGAAGAAUAAAGGUUUUGCAUUCUUGCGUUUUGCAACGGUGGAACAAGCAAGACGAGCUUGUGUUGGUCUGAAAAAUCCAGUGGUUUGUGGCAAGCAGUGUGGUGUGACACCAAGCCAAGACAAUGAUACCCUGUUUUUAGGUAACAUAUGCAGGACAUGGACAAAGGAAGCUUUGAAAGAGAGGUUAAAGCAUUACGGCCUUGAAAAUGUUGAGGAUUUGACACUGGUUGAAGAUAGUAACAAUGUAGGGAUGAAUCGGGGUUUUGCCUUCUUAGAGUUCUCCACGAGAUCUGAUGCUAUGGAUGCUUUUAAGCGUCUUCAGAAGAGGGAUGUUUCGUUUGGAGUGGAUAGGCCAGCUAAGGUUUCCUUUGCAGAUUCUUUCAUUGACCCUGGUGAUGAGAUCAUGGCCCAGGUUAAAACUGUGUUUGUGGAUGGUCUUUCUGCUUCUUGGGAUGAGGAACAUGUCAAGGAACUUCUCAAAAAAUAUGGAGAGAUUGAGAAAGUUGAGCUUUCCCGUAAUAUGCCAUCUGCCAGGAGAAAGGAUUUUGGUUUUGUCACAUUUGAUACCCAUGAUGCAGCAGUAACUUGUGCUAAAAGCAUCAACAAUGAGGAAUUGGGUGAAGGUGCAAGCAAGGCUAAAGUCAGGGCCAGAUUAUCGAGACCUCUUCAGAGAGGCAAAGGAAAACAUGUUGCCAGAGGAGAUUUCCGGCCUGGGCGUGGGUCAGUUCGAAGGGCUAGGAGUCCUUGGAGCCGCCCAUUACCACGUGCCAUCCCUGUUCGUGCCCCCAGAAUUUCUCCUCGUCUUCCUCCUGUCGUCGACCGUAGUUUCAGAAGGCCUGUUACCGUGCGAGAGAGGAGACUGGUCAUGGAUGUUCCUCAAAGGGCCAGGCCUGCUGCUCCCUUGCCAAGGUCCUAUGAUAGGAGGCCACCUGUUCCAUCAUACCCCAAGAGUGGUUUGAAGAGGGAUUACGGUCACAGGGAGGAGCUUAGCUCCAGAAGUAGGAUUGCUGCUAUAGAUUAUAAUUCAAGAGCAACUUCAGAUAGACACGCUCCCUACAGAGAUGAUUAUCCUCCUCGUCCAUCUGGCUACCCUGAUAUGCCUAGAGGUGGUGCAGCGAGAUCUAUUGGAAGAAGACCUUAUGUUGAUGAUGGGUAUAAUGAAAGAUUUGAAAGGGCACCUCCAUCUUACCAUGAGGCACGUGAGCGUGAGUAUGAUUCUAUGUCUGGGUCCAAACGCCCAUAUACUUCAGUGGAUGAUGUUCCUCCCCGAUAUGCUGAGGCCGGAAUGCGCCACUCUCGUGCUCGUUUGGACUAUGAUCUUGGUAGCAGUGCUUCCCGCUACACCGAUGCUUACAGUGACAGUAGGCUUGGAAGGUCAGAUAUGGGAUAUGGGGGAAGUCGAAGCUCUAUGUCUAGUCAAGAAUCUCAUGGGCUAUACAGUAGUCGUCAGGGUAUGGGUUACAGUGGAGGUCCUUAUGGUGGCAGUGAUGUUGGUCGUAUGUACUCGUCAAACUUUGGUGGGGAUUACAUGUCACGAGGAAGUGAUGUUGGUGGCAGCUCUUACUCGUCUGUCUAUCCCGGACGUGGUAUGGGUGGUAGCAGCUACAUGGGAAAUAGCGGGUCUGGAUCAUACUAUUAGGGCAUGCAACCAGGUUUUUCAUGUUUUCCGGUUACAUGCAUGCAUAUUGAUAUCUUUUUUGUAUUCCAUGCUAUUUUGCUGAUUAAUUAGAUGGUUCCGCUAAGGCUAUAGAAGGCUGUGGUAUUCUAAUUGUGGGUUGCUUCUAGUAUCUUAAUGCUACCUGAAGCUAUAGUAUAUGCGUCAUCUUGCCUAAGUACUGCACUUGAGAGAAUUGGAGCGACGUGAUUACCCUUAACUUGUGUAUGGCAGUGAGUGGAAUUAAGAGGAUGCAGCUGUAGGAUGUGGAUGGUCUGAAGUUGUAAAUGGAAUUAAGAGGAUGCAGCUGUAGGAUGUGGGAUGGUCUAAAGUUUGAAAUCAGUCCUCACCAUCAAGUUGAAGCAUUCUUUUUGGACAUGAAAAAACCUCCAUGGCUUUGAAGGGAGACUCAAGUACAGUGUUCAGAGCAAUUAGGUGCUCUGGACCUCCUUUAAGACCUGGUUUGGAUUUGUGUGAUCCUGUUUAUUGUAUGUAUGUAAGGACUCAGAACCAUAAGGAGACAUCUUCAGCAUGUCAUAAUAUAUAGUAAUAAUGUGCUUUCCAACUGUCUCCGUAUUGUUUCAUAUGAAGAAAUGGAAAGAAACUUUCUCUGUUCUGUGGGCGUAGAAUUUGGACAAAAGCAUAGAGGUCGGGUGCUUGUAGUAAUUGAUUGUUGCAUUUUCUGUUACUAAGCUCAAGUUCCUGAAAGAGUAAAGGUGGUGUUAUGCUUACACAGCAGUUCCAUGGUAUUCUUUUAAUUUUCUUAUAUUUGGAGGGUCAGCAGAUAAUGGAAAUGGCGAUUGGUGAAGUGUUUUGGGAAAUGAGAUAAGAGAUGUGAAACAUUGGGGCUGCAUUAUGUUGCAAUAUUCAGAAAGGAGGGUUGAGUAGGCAUUGUUAUGAGUAUGAUAAGAUUGCCUUAUGGAUAUGGUAAAAUUAUGAAACAGGGAUGUGGUUUGAAGUCUGUCAAAUUUUCCAUUUCAUGAAAUGUUUCAAGUUAAAUUUGCAUAUCCUCAGGAGAAGUUAUCCUGGAAAAAUUUGGUAGAGAUCAAUUGAUCGAAUGGCAAUUUAGCCACGAUGCAAUGAACUAUACUUAGUGUUGUAGGAGUGAAUUGAUAUCGUUUGGUAUUGAAUUGUUUUGGCCUCUGUUUACUUGUUGGCAAACUAUACUUAUCUGGUAACUUGAUGAAAAGAAUGUGGUUGGCAUCCUUCAAGUGCCAGCAGCUCAAUCGUAGUACUUGGUUUGUUUGGUAGACGACUUUAUAACUAACAAUUGCAUUUCUUCUUAGCCUUUCCCUUGCGACUAAUAUAAUCCCCAAUGGAAUGAGUUGAGAUGUAUGGAUGGAUGUCUUACAGUUGAAUUAUUGUUGUGUUUUCCUGAUAGAUUGUCAAUUGCUGUUUUCUAAUGAUUUGCAUAUGACACCAGUUACUGACAUGUUUUUUGUGUUAAAAGUCAUUAUAUAUCCCUUGUACUGCAUUAGAUGCAAAAACCAGAUUGUAACGCGAGCAGCACUGGAUUCGGGAGCUCUUGAUAUAGCUGAACCCAGUCUCUUGGUGUAUUUUGCAGUUUUGUUUUCAUGUAACAAAUUACGAUAGAAUGUAAAUUUGUGGUUGAAUGAUUCCUAUUAUCAAUAGCAGUUAUUUGGUGCUUGAUAAA
Molecule: messenger RNA, 4247 nt
Organism: Salvia splendens (bonfire salvia)
Lineage: Eukaryota; Viridiplantae; Streptophyta; Magnoliopsida; Lamiales; Lamiaceae
Exons: 11
Coding region: 257-2578 (773 amino acids)
Molecular function (GO): RNA binding
Source: RefSeq, a predicted model, not a curated record